AGAGACAAGAGAGAGAGGGGAUAAGUUUCCUGUGCUGCUGCUGUUGGCGCACGGUCACAGAUCGUUCACUCCGCACGAUGGCACGCCUGCGUCCGUGUACCGCGACACCGUCGCUGCUGCGGGAACUCCGCUGAGCGUUCAUGAGAGCCGGUAGAAUCCCUGAGUGUCUCCAUGGCUGAAUUUGGGGCGACGAAGAGCGACGCGGGCCCACCGGUUGCUGGCUGGAAAGCUGCGUGCGGGGGAGCAGCCGGGAGGACGAGCUGUGUGGAGACGCACCGAGGAGACACCGUGUCAAACGGAAGCUGCAGCACGCCAGACACCGCCGGGAAGGUCCAGAACGAGACUAGCUGUGAGUCCCCGACGUGGGAGAACACAGGCUCGGAAUCGGCUCGUACAGCAAUCCCGCGACGCAGCAGUCUGAUCAAGGACGGCUCACGAUCCAGUCGGGAGAAAAAGAAGACCGUGUCCUUCAGCAGCAGCCUGUCAGAGAAGAAGAUCAGCAGUGCUGCCGGAUGCAUCCACUCCAUGGUUGAAGGGAGUGAGCUGAAGAAAAUCCGACCCAACUCCCGUGUUUACCAUCGAUAUUAUCUUCUAGACGCUGGCCUCCAGGCUCUAUGCUGGGAACCGUCUAAGAAAGAGUCGGACAAAGCCCGGAUAUUUCUCGACUCAAUACGAGAGGUUCGGACGGGUCGCAACACAGAAACCUUCCGCACCAGUGGAGUUUAUGAGCAGAUUUCAGAGGACUGUGCAUUCUCAAUCAUCUUUGGAGACGUUUAUGAAAGCCUGGACCUGGUCGCCAACUCUGCUGAGGUGGCCAACAUUUGGGUGACUGGCCUGAGAUAUCUCCUGCAGUAUGGAAAACACGCCUUGGACAUGCUUGCCAAUAGUCAGGACAGUCUUCGUCUUCGCUGGCUGGAGCAGUUGUUCUCCUCUGCUGCUCGGUUUGAUCCUGAGGAAGGGAUUCCCCUGCACUCAGCUGUUAAACUAAUACGAGGUGUGAAUCCAGGCGUCAGCACCGACAAGGUGGAGCGCAGGUUUAAAGAGCUUCAACGGGUCAGGGAGAAGAUGAGCGAGCUGACGCUGGAAAAUGCUUCUGGGGUUAAAGACUGCAGCCCCAACAAAAAGAAAACCGAAAGAAAGGAGCGAAUCUCCAAGAAGGAGUUCACUGAGGUCUUCCACGACUUUUGCACCCGCCCAGAGAUCUACUUUCUGUUGGUGCAGUUCUCUAGCAACAAGGAGUACCUGGAUGCCAAAGACCUGAUGAGGUUCCUGGAGGCUGAGCAGGGCAUGGCUCAAGUGAGUGAGGAAACCAGCCUGAAAUUCAUCCAGACACACGAGCCAUCAGAGGAGGGACGGCAGCAAGGCCACCUGUCUUUAGACGGCUUCACCAGCUACCUCACUUCAGGGGAGUGCCACCUGUUUGACAGGGAACACGAUCGUGUUUGCCAGGACAUGUCUCAGCCUCUGUCUCACUACUACAUCAACUCCUCCCACAACACCUACCUCAUUGAGGACCAAUUUCGAGGUCCCUCGGAUGUUUCUGGCUACAUCCGCGCUCUCAAGAUGGGCUGUCGAUGUGUGGAGGUGGACGUGUGGGACGGUGCCGAUGAGGAACCUAUAGUGUGCACGGGACGCACCCUCUCCCCACCACUGGCCCUGCGUUCCGUUUUAGAGGCAAUAGGAAGGUUUGCAUUCGUGGCUUCAGAAUAUCCGGUAAUUGUGUGUCUUGAAAACCACUGUUCACUUCAACAGCAGAAAGUUCUCGUGCAACUUCUGACCAGGAUACUGGGGGAGUGGCUGUACAGGAAUCCACCAGAAGAAGGAGCCACAUACCUACCUUCACCACAUGACCUGAAACAUCGAAUUCUGCUUAAGGGAAAAAGUCUCGGGCCAAGCACCGAUGGGGAAGGUGGGGAGGUGAGUGAAGAAGAUGAAGGAGCAGAAAUGUGUCAGAAGAUGAAAGCAGUAAAGAGCAGCAGUGGAGGAAUUGAGAAGGAUGCCGUGCAGAAAGGUGUUUCUUUCACGGCUCAGUCCAGUCCUUCGCAUCUCGCCUGCAAACCCUUCCUGCUGUUCAGGGGACUUUCUGAUUUAGUCACUCUGUGCCAUUCUGUUUGCUUCAUAGACUUUCAAACAUCCUCUAAAUCCCAGAACCCGUGGGAAAUGUGCUCCUUCCAUGAGUCUGUGGCUUUAGGUCUUGCUAGCGAAAGCCCCGGUGACUAUGUCAACCACAACAAGCGUUUCCUAUCACGGGUUUACCCUAACCCCAUGCGAAUCGACUCAAGCAAUAUGAACCCCCAGGACUUGUGGAAGUGCGGUUGCCAGAUUGUGUCGAUGAAUUUUCAGACGGCAGGACUGAUGAUGGACCUGAACACAGCCUGGUUCAGGCAGAACGGAAACUGCGGUUAUGUCUUGCGUCCAGCCAUCAUGCGGCAGGAGGUGUCUUAUUUCAGUGCUGACACCAAAGGCUCCGUCCCUGGUGUGUCUCCACAGCUACUCCAUGUGAAGGUGAUCAGUGGCCAGAAUCUGCCAAAGCCCAAAGGCUCUGGGGCCAAAGGGAAUGUGGUGGACCCAUACGUGUACGUGGAAAUUCACGGUAUCCCAGCUGACUGCACUGAGCGUCGCACCAGGACUGUGACUCAGAACGGAGACAACCCCAUCUUUGACGAGAGCUUUGAGUUCCAGAUCAACUUGCCCGAGCUCGCUAUGGUCCGGUUCGUGGUUCUGGAUGAUGACUUUAUCGGGGAUGAAUUCAUUGGUCAGUAUACCAUUCCCCUGGAGUGCCUCCAACCAGGUUACCGGCACGUACCCCUCCAGUGUCUCACAGGGGAAGAUCUACCACACGCCAAGCUGUUUGUCCAUGUGGCCCUCACAAAUCGACGGGGAGGUGGGAAACCUCACAAAAGAGGUCUCUCGGUACGGAAGGCUCGGAGGGGGAGGGAGUACACGGCUCUGAGGAACCUUGGAGUUCGGGCAGUCGAUGAGGUUUUCAAGAUGGCCACUCCGUUUCUGCGAGAAGCCACCGACCUCAGGGGCAACAUGCAGAACUCAGUGGCGGUGUUCAAGGAGCUGUGUGGGGUGUCAGCUGUGGCUAACCUCAUGCAGUGCGUGCUUGCUCUGAGCUCCAGUGUGUCGGGCCCAGAGGGGACAUCUUUAUUGCUGUUUAACCUGAAGGACAGCUACCCCAUCCUGGAGCCCCAGGGUCUCCUGCCGGAUGUUCUUCGUCGAGUCGUUGCUACUUAUGAAACGAUGGUCGAUGCCAGCAAAGCUGUGAUGGAGCUUUCAGAUGGAAUCUAUGACAAGAUCCUGCAUAUCCAAGCAAUGGCCGGGGCCCUGACCUUAACCUUGGAUUCACCCCAGAUGAUCAGCUGUUUCCCCUCUGGGUGCAUCAGAUUCACAUCAGGAAGUGGAACACCGAGUUUACCGUCAUUCUCAUCUCAGCUGCUCACAGCUCAAAUGGUUGUCUUUGUCUAAGCGGUGGUCAGGAUGCAACGUGUGCUGUAUCCUGAUGCUUCAACCAUAAAGAAACCUCCAGUUCAGGAGUGUGUGUGUGUGUGCGCAUGUGUGUGUGUCCCUUUAAUUGCUCAGUGAGAUAUUGUUCUCUAUUGGUUUUGCCUCACAGAGAAAAGGAAACUAACACAGACACGCUACACUGGCACGUGGGCUUCGAGUUGCCUAGCAACUGUGUGGUAAAGGUUAUUAUUAAGUCAAUUUAUGUAGGUGUGAGUGUGGAGCAGGGUCUACGUAUGUGUGUGCAGCUGUGCCUCCAUGUUGGCAGACGUUUAGUAAAAUGGGGGUGUCAUGUGUGAAAAAUUAGUUUUCCACCCAAUUUGUGUGUGUGUGUGUGUGUGUGUGUGUGUGUGUGUGUGUGUGUGUGUGUGUGUGUGUGUGUGUGUGUGUGUGUGUGUGCGCGCGCGCGCUUGAGAGAGAGAGAGAGAAGCAUGUGACCCAUAACUUGGUAUGCUAAACGUCUAGAAUCUCAAAGUUUGCCCCAUGUUAACCCACUUUCGGGUUUCCAUGGUAACAGUGAGACAGUGGCCCGGGGCAGCCUGAGGAGACCAGACACAUGGAAACAAGUCGACGCACACAUUCUAACUAGCCUCAAGCGAGAUGGCCUCAUCUGCUUCCCAGAUUUUCUGUCGACCUUACUAUUCCUCAUUUCCAUCCUUUUUGACUUCUCGUUUGUAAAAUCGUCUCCCAAGGAAUUCGGAGCUGGGAAUGUUUCGACUCACCAGUCUCAGCUGGAAGAGUGCUUGAAGGGUGCGUCUUCAGCCAUGGAUGAAUUUACAUUUUGCAUAUUGAUUCACUAGAUUCAAAUGAGACAUCUUGUGAUUUCUUUUUAACGUCAUAAUUGUUCUACGGUUGAUACAAAACGUGUUCAUGACAUUUUUUACACUAAAUCUCUCUAAAAUGAAGCUAUUUCAAUUGUUGUAAUUUUUCAGUACCUUCCAGAAUGUUACUGUAAGAAAACGAGCUGUUGCUGGCCACGCCCACCCAUCCUCUGAUUUAAUCAAUUUCCCUCUGGGAUUAAUAAAGUAUUUUUGAAUUGAAUUGAAUUGAUUGGCUGUGCAUUUAUCACAGUAGAAACAUGAAUUACUGGUCACACAGUGGUAUAGUUAAAGCAGUGCGCCACAUCCAGAUGACUUAAAUCCAGAAAUCUCUUAUGUCAGUGGUGUUGACACUUUUCUACACGAGAGCCAAAUUGUCAUAAUAGGUAAUUUAGUAUCAGUCUGAACAUAAAAUGGUAGAAAAGCGUCAAUCUACAGGUCUUUCUAAAAAUUAGCAUAUUGUGAUAAAGUUCAUUGUCUGUAAUGUACUGAUAAACAUUAGACUUUCAUAUAUAUUAGAUUCAUUACACACAACUGAAGUAGUUCAAGCCUUUUAUUGUUUCUAAUACUGAUGAUGUUAGCAUACAGCUCAUGAAAACCCAAAAUUCCUAUCUUAAAAAAAUUUGCAUAUCAUGAAAAGGUUCUCUAAACGAGCUAUUAACCUAAUCUUCUGAAUCAACUAAUUAACUCUAAACACCUGCAAAAGAUUCCUGAGGCUUUUAAAAACUCCCAGCCUGGCUCAUUACUCAAAACCGCAAUCAUGGGUAAGACUAUCGACCUGACUACUGUCCAGAAGGCCAUCAUUGACACCCUCAAGCAAGAGGGUAAGACACAGAAAGAAAUUUCUGAACAAAUAGGCUGUUCCCAGAGUGCUGUAUCAAGGCACCUCAGUGGGAAGUCUGUGGGAAGGAAAAAGUGUGGCAGAAAACGCUGCACAAUGAGAAGAGGUGACCGGACCCUGAGGAAGAUUGUGGAGAAGGACAGAUUCCAGACCUUGGGGGACCUGCAGAAGUAGUGGACUGAGUCUGGAGUAGAAACAUCCAGAGCCACCGUGUACAGGUGUGUGCAGGAAAUGGGCUACAGGUGCCGCAUUCCCCAGGUCAAGCCACAUUUGAACCAGAAACAGCGGCAGAAGCGCCUGACCUGGGCUACAGAGAAGCAGCACUGGACUGUUGCUCAGUGGUCCAAAGUACUUUUUUCAGAUGAAAGCAAAUUUUGCGUGUCAUUCAGGAAUCAAGGUGCCAGAGUCUGGAGGAAGACUGGGCAGAGGGAAAUACCAACAUGCCUGAAGUCCAGUAUCAAGUACCCACAGUCAGUGAUGGUCUGGGGUGCCAUGUCAGCUGCUGUUGUUGGUCUACUGUGUUUUAUCAAGGGCAGGGUCAAUGCAGCUAGCUAUCAGGAGAUUGAGGACCCUUGAUCUAUGUCAACUACUGAAGAGACAAAAAGUUCAUAGCUGAAAGGUAACUGGGGGCUGAGGGUUGCGAUUGGCUUCCAGGCUGGACUUUGGACAUGCCUGACUUAGCUUGUGUCCUCACGCAGAAGAAAGAGGAGCAGGACACAACGCUACGCCUUUUAGCCACCCAAAGACAUUUGAGAAAUGAAAACAGUCUUGUUGACCAGUUAAUUUAGUUAAAUAGUGGUUUUGUGAUUUGUUAAAAAAAGCUCCUUUUUUU
Molecule: messenger RNA, 5998 nt
Organism: Nothobranchius furzeri (turquoise killifish)
Lineage: Eukaryota; Metazoa; Chordata; Actinopteri; Cyprinodontiformes; Nothobranchiidae
Source: RefSeq, a predicted model, not a curated record